AUAUAAAGGACACAGUGGACUUUAAAAGACCAGAAUUAUUUAAACAGAGACAAAGGGGAUGGAAGGGGGACCUUACAAGAGUAAAUAUUUGUGGAGGUAAAAAACAAAUAAGGAAAAGAUUCCUCUCAGUCUUCAAAACCAAUUGCUCAUAUGCCUCUCAAACCAGUUACUUCAGCCUCCUUGGUCUUGCUGCAUGUUGUGGUGAAAUCAUAAAGGAUUGAAACUAAUGGACUGAUUCCUGGUGUCACUAAUUUGUUAAACUUUCUUUGUUUUCUUUCCUGCUGUCUGCUUGGCUGUGAUCUUCACCCACAGGUGUCUGACUUCCAAAGGUUACUAAUGUUUUAGCUGUUACUCUAAAACUGAGCUAUCUAAGCUUCACUUACAGUUGUUUCCUUGACUGUACUGCCACUUGUUGCUGCUUCUGCUCUUACCUUCUUCAGAGAACCAAGAUUCUCUGAAUCCAAAGGACAGAGAAAACUUUUUUAAACUAUCCACUAUGAAACUUAAACUAGACGUACGUGCCAUUUUCUUGCUUCCUGUGUACUUCUUAAUAUCUGUGUACAGUGCCCUUGUAUUUAUUCCAUGGUAUUUUCUUACCAAUGCUAAGAAGAAAAAGGCUAUGGCAAAACGCUUAAAAGCUAAACCCAUCUCGGACAAGCCUGGAAGUCCGUACCGUUCUGUUACUCAUCUUGAGUCACUAGCAACCAUAGACAUUCCCGGAGCAGACACUUUGGACAAGCUGUUUGACCAUGCUGUAGCAAAGUUUGGGAAGAAGGACUGCCUUGGGACCAGAGAAAUAUUGAGUGAAGAAAAUGAAAUGCAACCUAAUGGAAAAGUAUUUAAAAAGUUAAUCCUAGGAAACUAUAGAUGGUUAAACUAUGAAGAAGUUAACCAGAGAGUGGAUCAUUUAGGGAGAGGACUAGCUGCACAAGGACUACAGCCAAAAAGUACCAUUGCCAUAUUCUGUGAGACCCGAGCGGAGUGGAUGAUUGCAGCACAAACCUGCUUCAAAUACAACUUUCCUCUUGUUACUUUAUAUGCCACCCUUGGUGAAGAGGCAGUAACCUAUGGUCUGAAUGAAUCUGGAGCAUCAUAUCUAAUCACCAGUGUAGAACUUCUAGAGAGUAAACUUAAGACUGCAUUGUCAGAAAUCCCCUGUCUCAAACAUAUCAUUUAUGUGGAUAAGAAGACUAUCAAUAAAUCUGAAUACCCUGAAGGACUAGAGAUUCAUAGUUUGCAGACAGUAGAAGAAUUAGGAGCCAAACCAGAAAAUUUAGACAUCCCUCCAAGCAAACCUGUUCCCACAGACCUGGCUUUAGUAAUGUAUACUAGUGGGUCUACUGGGAGACCUAAAGGAGUGAUGAUGAUGCAUAAGAACUUGAUAGCUGGAAUGACAGGCCAGUGUGAGAGAAUACCUGGACUAGGACCCAAGGACACUUAUGUUGGCUACUUGCCUCUGGCUCAUGUAUUAGAAUUGACAGCAGAAAUGUCCUGCGUUACCUAUGGCUGCAGGAUUGGAUACUCCUCUCCACUCACUCUAUCGGACCAGUCAAGUAAAAUUAAGAAGGGAAGCAAAGGAGACUGUACUGUACUGAAGCCCACACUCAUAGCGGCUGUGCCUGAAAUAAUGGACCGAAUUUAUAAGAAUGUCAUGAGUAAAGUCCAAGAGAUGAACUAUAUUCAGAGAACUCUGUUCAAGAUAGGCUAUGACUAUAAACUGGAACAGAUCAAAAGGGGGUAUGAUGCACCUCUGUGUAAUAUACUGCUGUUUAAAAAGGUAAAAGCAUUGCUAGGAGGAAAUGUGCGUAUGAUGCUUUCUGGAGGAGCACCUCUUUCGCCUCAGACACAAAGGUUCAUGAACAUCUGUUUCUGCUGUCCUGUUGGCCAGGGUUAUGGAUUAACAGAAACCUGUGGAGCUGGAACAAUUACUGAAGUUUCUGACUAUAGCACUGGCAGAGUUGGGGCUCCUCUUAUUUGCUGUGAGAUUAAAUUGAGAGACUGGAAAGAAGGGGGCUACACUUGCAGAGACAAGCCUAAUCCUAGAGGAGAGAUUAUAAUAGGUGGACCUAAUGUCUCUAUGGGAUACUUUAAAAAUGAAGAAAAGACAGAGGAUUUCUCCGUGGAUGAAAAUGGCCAGAGAUGGUUUUGUACUGGAGAUAUUGGAGAAUUUCAUCCUGAUGGGUGUCUGCAGAUCAUAGAUCGAAAAAAAGAUUUGGUGAAGUUGCAAGCAGGAGAAUAUGUAUCUCUGGGUAAAGUAGAGGCAGCACUGAAGAACUGUCCACUUAUUGACAAUAUAUGUGCUUAUGCCAAAAGUGAUCAGUCUUAUGUGAUCAGUUUUGUGGUUCCUAAUCAGAAGAAGCUGACUGUAUUAGCUGAACAGAAAGGUGUCAAGGGAACUUGGGUGGAAAUCUGUAACAAUCCUAUCAUGGAAGCUGAGAUAUUGAAAGAGAUUAAAGAGGUGGCAGAUAAGAUGAAAUUAGAGAGAUUUGAAAUACCAAUCAAAGUACGGUUAAGCCCUGAACCAUGGACCCCAGAGACUGGUCUAGUAACUGAUGCUUUCAAAUUGAAAAGGAAGGAAUUAAAGAACCAUUACCUCAAUGAUAUCGAGCGAAUGUAUGGAGGCAAAUAAACGUCUCAGCUACAUUGACUAGAAAGUUCUGCAGAAAGUUCCUUCUCAUACCCUACAGGACAGAACUCAAGCCUCAGAAUAUUGGACAUCCUUGUGUACUGUAGAUACCACAGGUAGUUCAGACAGUAUAUGAAAUCAGUGAAGACCUACCUAACCUGUAAAGCCAGAUCCUGUGGGGAAAAACACUUGCUUACGGAACCAAACUUUCUAGCUGCUAGCAGAAAACACUUACCUACUUUAAACUGUUUCAUUCGAUCACUUCCACCUUGGAGUUAGAUGUGAUCAUGUGAAGCAGUGUGACUUGAUAACCUGAUUUCCACUGCUGCUUCUAUACCAUAUUCCAACUGCUUUCCCAUCUGUUCUUCUCCAAUUCCCCAUACAAAUAUGAAAAUGAGUUAAAAUGUAAAUAUGACCAUUCCUACAUCAGAGAAAGGUACUUGGAGAGGGGAAAAAAUAAACAUAUUUAAGAUUUGCACUUCUUAUAUAAAAAGUUAAGAUGAAGUAGGAAAACGUUAGAUACAAAGCAUUGCAGCUUUCGCAAAAGUAUUGGUGUAAUAUCUUAUCUCAGGUCCUGUCCUAGAUUAAAUGAAAAUGAAUAGUUUAACUUGAACCUGAUCUGUUUAUCAAUGUUACCUAAAAGGCCAGUACAGAUGUAUAAAGCUCUUUUUAGAAUUUGAGUUCAUGGAAGAGGGAAAGAAAUCUGAGGUUAUUGCACUGCAUUUAAGCCCAAUUCUAGAUUCUGCUAUGGACCCUUUGUAUUCAGAAGCUGUGAGCCAGAAGGGUAGCUUAAAAUACCACCUCUCCCCAUCCUACCCCAGUUAUGUCCUGCAUUGAGCUCAGGUUGACAAGAUCCAAGACUUGGGCCUAUUGAUUAUUAACACUCGUACUACAGAAUUUAUUCAAGGCCACAGAAUUAAUUACAUGGCACUGAAAAUGCAUUACUGACAGUAGAAUGAAUCUUCUGCACAUCCAGUUAUAUUAUGAAUAUUUUCAGUGCCUAAAAAGGAAUAUAAAAUACUUACUGAAAUAAGAAGGGUGAACUGAAAGGCUUUUUUAAAAUCAAACUAGUCAGAAUUUUAUUCUUCAAGAGUGUUCUAUGAACAACUUAUCUCCAGUAGACUUUAAAUGUUCUGAAAUAUUUUUUUAUACUUGCCACGAUGUCUUUUUAAUUCAAAACAGCAUUUUCAACUUUGACACAAAGAUUAAAAAGCAACAGUUCUUGCAGUGGGAUUUUUUUUUGUUAGUGAGGUCAUCAGCUAGCAUAUAGAACUGAGGUCUUACAGACAAGUAAAGACAGAACUAACAUUCAGAUCAUUUUUUGUCUUUAAACAGCUAUGAACCUUUUAAGUCAACAUUCUGUUAUUGCUUCGAAAUAUUAGGCCCUGAUCCUCCAAAUGCUUAGUUAUAUAUGUAGCACUACCCACAUGAGUAAAGUUAUGAGUAAAGCUAAACAUAUGUAAGAAUUUACAGGAUCAGGGCCUAAAACAUUUUGUAUUACUUUUUAAUAAGUUAUUACUGUUCAUCUUUUAAAUAUGUCAAUCAAAACAAGCCACAGUUGGAAGCCAAGCAUUUCCCAUAUUCUUCUUUUACUUACAGUUGAUGAACUUGGUCUCUAGUUAGGGAUUUUUGUUCAUUAAACUUGUUAAAAGAAGAGAAAACACUUGAGGUAGAACUUUGUCUUUCUGUUUGUGAAAAUGUUUGUUUUAAAAACUGGAAACUGUAGAGAUGCUGAAGUGGGAAGGAGGCAAAAUAAUACAAUAAUGGUUUGCCAUUGAGUGUGCAACAUCCCGUACUGUUUCUUCAAAAUCCUUAGUUAGCACUCUGGGCUCAUGUAUCUCUCUUAGAUGUUCCCACUUGAACCAUAAAUACUGUAAAAAGUGGAAGCUCUUGUGACUGUUCUACUUUAAAUUUCUUUCUUAAUCAUUUUAUAUAUGUUGCUAACAUUUUGUACAGAUGUGGCUCUCAACUGUGAUAUUAUAACUUACUUUGAUCUAAAGUAUUUAUAAAAUAGAUUUUGUCUAUUCAUAAUAUUUAAAUGUUGUGUAUAUGAUGGUAAAAAGGAAAAUUAUCUGAUAUUGUCAUUGUAAAGAGUGAAGGGUUUUAUAUGAAACACAUCUUCAGUAUAUAGUGAUUUUAAAAAACAAUCAGGGCAAGAUUUUCCUUCUGUGAGGUGUAUGUGUGAAUCCCUUUUUCCCAGCUCAACCAACUUUCAAAGUGAAAAUAAAUCAUGGUUAUGGAUUGGUUAACCAUAAGCUCUUGGACUGUCCUUUCCUCUGGGACCAAUUUCUUUUUAAACUUUCAAGGAACUUUUUAUUUAUUUUUACAUGCAUAACUCCUCUAGUCAAACCACAACACUGCCAAGUGAUUUGCUCCCCAUCCCCAGGGGGUUUUAGCAAAGUCAAUUUAAAGUUGGCUGCUGCUAGUUGUGCAUGGACUUUCAACAAUCAUUAAAGGGGACCAGAAAAAGGCCUCUUUUCCUUAAACAAACACAUACACUUGUUUAUGAAUACAGGAAAUACUGCCCAUGUCAAUAGUGGCUUUUCAGAUUAUUAGUCUUGAAGACAUGUUAGUUUUCUUUCUGUAUUAAAAUUAUUCAUUGUUAAAGAACUAAAAUAGCUUUUAGAUCACUUAAACACAACAAAAACUGUAAUUAAACAAAUGUAAGAAAUAGCUAGUUAUGUGCACUUAGAUCUGAUGGCAGAUCUUAUUAAUUGCUUUUUUUAAGCACAUAUAAUGUAUUUAUUGGGCCUCAGUAGUUUCCCUCUAUUGUACCCAUAUGUUUUCAUUGAUGGGGAUCAUUAUUUUCAGUGUGUAUGAAAGUUAAAGUAAUCUUUCAAAGAUGGAAUACAGUUGAAUUGGUUCUUGUU
Terrapene triunguis (Three-toed box turtle) is the source of this 5496-nucleotide messenger RNA. RefSeq names its product acyl-CoA synthetase long chain family member 4 (gene ACSL4). Gene Ontology annotation, molecular function: arachidonate-CoA ligase activity. The record is from RefSeq and is a predicted model, not a curated record. The transcript has 14 exons. Gene Ontology annotation, biological process: long-chain fatty acid metabolic process; neuron differentiation; long-chain fatty-acyl-CoA metabolic process. Gene Ontology annotation, cellular component: endoplasmic reticulum; plasma membrane; lipid droplet. Lineage: Eukaryota; Metazoa; Chordata; Testudines; Emydidae. Bases 497 to 2629 code for a protein of 710 amino acids.